Messenger RNA from Linum trigynum, 2631 nucleotides. NCBI's taxonomy places the organism in Eukaryota, Viridiplantae, Streptophyta, Magnoliopsida, Malpighiales, Linaceae. The record is from the annotation of a GenBank genome assembly.
GUACAUUAAAGCACCAAUACUCCAGAAAAAAAAGUCUGCUUCACCGUCGUCGCCGCCGUAGCAGCUACUUCCGCUACCACAGUCCACAGCUACCCUCUCGCCUCCGCCCCCCAUUUCUUCUUCCUUCUCCUCCACUUCCGCAAGACUGAACCUCGGGCUCGCCAAUUCCACCGGUCGAUCUCGCCCUAACAACAGGAUCUCAGUCUCCUGCACUAUGUCUAUGUCUACGAUCAGAGACGCGGGGGCUGUCACCGUUACGGAGAAGGACGACUCCGACCCGGCUCUGUGGGGUCGACCCGAUGCUUCCGGUGGAUUCGACAAAUUCGGCGGCAAGUACGUCCCCGAGACUCUCAUGUAUGCUCUCACUGAGCUCGAAUCCGCCUUUAAUUCAAUCAGGAACGACCCUGAUUUUCAGACAGAACUGGGCCGCAUUUUGAAAGACUUUGUUGGAGGGGAAACCCCUCUUUACUUUGCGGAGCGGCUGACCGAUCAUUACAGGCGUCCGAAUGGUGAAGGGCCACACAUUUACCUCAAGAGGGAAGAUCUGAACCACACUAGGGCUCAAAAUAUCAACAAUGCCAUCUGCCAGGUUCUGCUCGCCAAGCGGUUGGGGAAGAAGCGGAUCAUUGCAGAAGCUGGAGCAGGGCAGCACGGGGUUGCUGUUGCGACUGCCUGCGCGAUGUUUGGGUUGGAAUGUAUCAUCUAUAUGGGUGCACAAGAUAUGGAAAGGCAAGCACUUAAUGUGUUCAGGAUGCGGCUUCUGGGAGCUGAGGUGAGAGGGGUGCAUUCUGGGAUGGCCACUCUGAACGAUGCUACAUCGGAAGCUAUAAGGGAUUGGGUGACCAACGAGAAGUCGUCUCAUUAUAUUCUGGGUUCGGUUGCCGGCCCACAUCUGUAUCCCAAGAUGGCAACGGAGUCCCACAUGGUGAUUGGCGAGGAAACCAGAAGGCAAGCAAUGGAGAAAUGGGGUGGGAAGCCGGACAUCCUCGUUGCGUGCAUUGGUGGGGGUUCGAACGCGAUGGGAUUGUUUGAGGAUUUCGUCAAGGACAAAGAUGUUAGGUUGAUUGGUGUGGAGGCUGCUGGUUUUGGUCUGGAUUGCGGUAAGCACGCUGCAUGGAGCUAUGAGCUAUUUGUUACAAGAUGAUGAUGGGAAAAUCAUUGAGCCUCACUCCAUUGCUGGGUAACAUUUGUGAUUUCGUAGUCAGUUGCUUUUGAUUUGAAUUAUUAUACCUUUAUGUAGUGUACUUAGUUGCUAUGUGCUGUUUGAAUUAGGUUACAUUACCCUGGAGUUGGACCGGAGCACAGUUUUCUGAAAGAUAAAGGUCGUGCUGAAUACUAUUCUGUCACUGAGGAGGAUGCACUAGAAGGUAUGAAAGUUCUUCCUAGGUUGUGCUUUCUAUUUGUAUGCUGUUGAAUCUGCCAUGGUUGAAAAUUAGUCUUGCUUUGGCUCGUGCGUAUCUAUUGGCAAGCCCUUUGUAUCUUUGUACUUUUCCUAUGCUUUCCCGACCAAAGAGUUCAUUGGAGAAUUCAUGCUCUCCAUUUGGUUAACCUCACUGGUAUUUGAGAGCUACACAACUGAUAAGUAACAUUCCGGUUAACAGUCAUAAGCCUUGAAGCUUUAAGAGAAUGUACUAGUUUGCCUGGGAUUGUGUUUUUGAAAAUACUUGAAUUAGUGACUGUUACCCCCUGGCUGAAAUCCAUCGAACAGCGUUGAACCAUAGUUUUUCCUGUGGAAGGCAACUGCUUAGACACAAGCGUCCAGCCAUAUUGUCUGGUUUAUGUUCAGGGUCCUUAUGUGCUUAAUCUCCCAUGGACACAACUAGACUAACUGACCAUCUUCUUGUUCAGCUUCCUUCCCUUUUGCUCCUUUAGGAAACCAGAAGAACUCCCCUUUUGCACCUUCACUGUGUGAAAACUGAAAACAAUCCAUCUCACUACUUCUUUUCACACUUGCAGCAUACAAGAGAUUAUCAAGAUUGGAAGGCAUAGUCCCUGCACUGGAGACAUCCCAUGCUCUGGCUUACCUUGAAAAGCUGUGCCCAACGCUCCCUGAUGGAACUAAGGUCGUGCUGAUCUGCAGUGGCCGCGGGGACAAGGAUGUACAGACUGCCAUCCACAAGCUUAGAUUUUCCUUCUCGUUUGACAAAAGGGAACGAGAAGCCAAGCACUAAUAGUUGAGUUACACUUUGUUGUUGUAAAACUGAAGGCUCUUCUGACAAUCUGUUAGAAACCUAUUUCUGGGUUUUUCUGGGUUUCUACCAGACGGGUUGUAUGAUUGGGAAUUGAUCGAUAUUUAGCGAUUUUGAUAGAAAGGGGAUAAAAUUGGGGAGUUAAAGAUAGGAAGAACAAAAGUGGGGAUUGGGGAUUGAGAAGAGGAAUUUAAGCAGAAAUUGAAGAGAGUGGAAUAAUACUUGGCCAGUUCAUUUCUCAGACAAAAAACCCAAAGUAUUUUUGGUGAACUUUUUUUCUCGCACCAUGCACUCGCUUCAUAAUUGUUAUUCUGAGCAAGUAAUUCAUGUCAAAACAAUGUUAAUCAUCAAAUAUGAUAUGAUGUCAAAACAAUGUUAAUCAUCAAAUAUGAUAUGAUUGGACAAGAAAUCCCAUGAAUUACCAUAAAAAUUAUUUAAAUUU